Messenger RNA from Penicillium malachiteum, 2295 nucleotides. Its product is annotated as Zn(II)2Cys6 transcription factor. Lineage: Eukaryota; Fungi; Ascomycota; Eurotiomycetes; Eurotiales; Aspergillaceae. Gene Ontology annotation, molecular function: zinc ion binding; DNA-binding transcription factor activity, RNA polymerase II-specific; transcription cis-regulatory region binding. The record is from RefSeq and is a predicted model, not a curated record. Gene Ontology annotation, biological process: positive regulation of transcription by RNA polymerase II. Gene Ontology annotation, cellular component: nucleus. The transcript is spliced from 7 exons. The coding region runs from base 1 to 2295 and encodes 764 amino acids.
AUGGCCAACAUCAUCCUUGAUUUUCCGAUCGGUAGCAAUAACGAGAAGGGAAUUUGUGAAUCUUUCGACCCGGAGAUGGCCCAUGGACCUAAAAUGACAGAGCGCAAGAGGCGCACAAGAACGGGUUGUCUCAAUUGCAGUCGCAGGCGACGAAAGUGCGAUCAAUUAAAGCCUACUUGCACAGGUUGCAAGCGCCGUAGUGAGGACUGUCAGUGGCGUGUUCUGGGCUCCUUCCGCGAUGCGAACAUCAAGGUACUGGGAUCAGACCAUCCUUCCAUGAACCAGAGCACUGGCAGCAAGGCGAAACGUCAAAGUAAAUUCAAGAUCUUGAAUGCUUUGACAAAUGCACCCCGUGCGAAAGAAUCUCCUAAACCCCAGAUUGAGACCCAGGUGGAGCUUGAUAGGCCAGAACUCUGUGGGUUACCUCCAUCUAGGCCGAAUAAUGACCCGAUCAACCUCACUGCAGAGAGGCAUUCAAGCUUGAUGGAUAAUGCUGAGGCUCAGAUCCUGAGGCUCCAUACCGAAGAAGCUCAGGAAUUGUCGCCGCCACUUUCUGGCGAUGCCCCUUCAUAUUUGUCAUAUCAUGCUAGUUCCAGGUCUCCUUGCCACGAGAACGGCCAAGAUGAUCACGGACAUGUCAGUCCACUUGAUAUAAAUAGUCAGCCGCAAUACCCAAACAACAUCCAUUGCGAAUUUGAGCACCCUUCUUUGCCCGAUGAUGCCUCAUCUCAUGCCUAUCUGAACUCAAGUCCGGGCUAUGCCAUCGAUGACCUCGCUGCACUCCGCAAUCUCACUGGAAGCUCCCACUUCCAGGCUUCCGUGAGAGACUCUUAUCAUUCGCAUCAGUCACCUACUGGCAUUUUUGAUCAAAGCAUAUUCUCAGACCCUGUGGAUCUUACCAAUGAUGUUUUCCUGCCUGGCUCGACAUAUGAGGCUCUUCAUACUACUCUGCGAAACCGACAGCUCUGGACUGCAAGACCUGACGUUCCUGCUCCCUGCAGCUCACGUGGAUCGACUUCUCCCAUUCAUACACCAACCUCGUUCAGCGAUUCGGAUAUUCUCAGCAGGUCGGGGAGAGAGCCCCGACGUUCAAGACCAGGUCGGUUCAUCGACUUAUCUCCUGAACGAGAGCAUGCGUUAUGGCAGAAUUAUCUAGGAGAGAUUUGCUCAUGGCUUGAUAUGUUUGACAACAAUCGUCACUUUGCUUCCACGUUUCCCCAAAUGUCGAAGACAGCACCUCACCUACGGUACUCUAUCCUGGCGUUGUCUGCACGGCAACUGGAGAGACUACAGAAUAAGAAUUCCCAGUCCGAGAGUCUGUCUCUAUAUCAAGAAGCUAUUCACCUUCUCUUACCCGAGCUGGAGAGCAAAACCACACCUGCCAUUGCAUCUUGUGUUAUUCUCUGCGUUUUGGAAAUGCUGAGCUGUAAUCCUAAAGAAUGGCGCCGACAUCUUGAUGGCUGUGCAUAUCUCAUCCAGGCAGCUGGCAUUAAUGGUUUCUCUGGGAAGGAAGAGCAGGCUUUAUUCUGGUGCUUUGCACGUAUGGAUCUCUGCGGUGGUCUUAUCUCAGAGGAGGAAACCAUUAUUCCAAUUCAUAACUGGAGACCUCGUGAUAUGAGCUGUGUUGAAGCCUCUGAGUUAUUUUUCGCCUCUGCAAAGAAUAAUUUCGACACAUACGCCAACUAUACCGUCUAUCUGUGUGCAGAGACACUCGGUGUUCUUUUUGGCCGGGGAUCAAAAACUCCACAUCCCUGUACUUCGUGCGAAUCUGUCCCAGAUGCAGACGGAAACUCGUACUUGCAUCGUUGGAGAGAAGUAUUCAGCCAUGCCGACCUGUGGUACGAGAAGCGACCGAGCCAGAUGAAGCCCAUUUUUACAGCUGCUGUUGCCGUGCCGGACUAUGCAGGAAGAAAUAAACCAUUUCCAACUGUACUUUAUGGGAAUGGAGAUGCUAUUUCGGGAAAUCAACUCUACCACGUGUGUGCCCUGCUACUACUUCAGCAAAAACCAAAGACUUUGUCAUUGGCUAAGAAACCUAAAUCUGUUCUCUGGCACGCGCGGCAAAUCUGUGCUAUAUCCGCAUCCAACGCACACCAUGGAUGUUGGACCAAUGCCCUUCAGCCUCUCUGGAUAGCUGGGAAGGUGAUGUCCCACUACUCAGAGCAUGGGGCUAUUGUUGAAACAUUGAUUCGGAUAGAGCGGGAGACUGGGUGGGCUACUGUAUGGCGAGUAGAGGAUUUGAAGGAAUUUUGGGGUGAUUAUGAUAAUGAUAAUUGUGAUUUUGACAUGAACUGA